Molecule: messenger RNA, 4339 nt
Organism: Esox lucius (northern pike)
Lineage: Eukaryota; Metazoa; Chordata; Actinopteri; Esociformes; Esocidae
Gene: arhgap17a
Product: Rho GTPase activating protein 17a
Exons: 21
Coding region: 575-3223 (882 amino acids)
Biological process (GO): regulation of Rac protein signal transduction; signal transduction; regulation of actin cytoskeleton organization
Cellular component (GO): intracellular anatomical structure; cytoplasm; cytosol
Molecular function (GO): GTPase activator activity; protein binding
Source: RefSeq, a predicted model, not a curated record
CCCAAACCACACAGUCAGCACGUUAGCUGUGUUGGGGAUGGUGGUAGAUGGAUGAUGCUUUUGCUACGUAUACUUCCGCAACGCCACCAGCUUGAGCUUGCUUGUUCAGCCAAAGAGGAUAGGAGAGAGGUGUGCUGCUGCUGCUGCCGCCGCCGCCGCUGCUAGUUGGUUGUGGAAAACAACCGACGUUGAUUAGCUAGCCAGCCAGUCUAAUAUUCAGCAAUGCACACUAAGGCUGUACCCAGUCUGUAGAACUCUGGAUAGCUUCAAAUACGUUUUGACGAAUAAGAAAACGAGUAUUAAAUACCAUCGAAUUCUACUAUGUCAUCAGCUCGCAAGAGAAUCACUCUUUUUCUGAAGUGAAACAACCACUUGUAAACCAGCCCAUCCAGAUAAAAAGUAGCUUUUUCGGUUCGUUGCUUAGCUAACUGCAAGCUAAUCCUCAAAAAAGCUACCUGGUUAGUUUGUGAACUUCAUAACCAACCAAAAGACUCUCAUCUGAUGAAGCACAUCGGAGGGAUUACUCUUCCAGCUUUGAAAAGUAGCGAGACUCUACUGUUGCCAAGGACGCAAAAUGAAGAAACAGUUCAAUCGGAUGAAACAACUCGCUAACCAAACAGUUGGCAGAGCAGAGAAAACCGAAGUUCUCAGCGAUGACCUUCUACAGAUUGAGCGGCGCAUGGAGACGGUGCGCGUGGUUUCCCACAACACGCACAAGAGGAUGACCACCUGUCUGCAGGGCCACAUCGGCACUGAGGCGGAGAAGAGACACUCCGUACCGCGCCUUUACACAGGAAAUGGUCAGAAAAAGCUUCCCCUGACGGCGCUGUCUCAAGCCAUGGUGGAUGGGGGCAGUCAACUGGGGGAGGAAUCUCUUAUUGGGAAGAUGAUGGAGUUGUGUGGGGAGGCAGAGAGCAGGCUGGCGUCUGAACUGCUUCAGCAUGAGGUCCAGAUAGAGAAGGAUGUGCUAGACCCGCUGAACCAGCUGGCUGAGGUGGAAAUUCCCAACAUCCUAAAACAGAGGAAGCAGCUAGCCAGGCUGGUGCUGGACUAUGACUCUGCCAGAGCCAGGUGGUUGCAGGCAACCAAGUCGAUAAUCUCAGGAACAAACACUCAAGCACUGACGGCCAAGGCAGACCUGCUUAAAGAGGAGGUGGAUGAAGCUAUGAACAAAAUGGAACUCUGCAAGGACCAACUGGCUGCAGAUAUGUACAGUUUCUUCUCAAAGGAAGGGGACUAUGCCUGCUACUAUGUAAUGCUCUUAGAGGCCCAAGCUGAUUACCAUAGAAAAUCUCUGACUGUUCUGGAGAGUGUCCUGCCAGCCAUCCAAGCCCAACAAGACUCCUGGACGGAGAAGCCAGCGUUUGGGACGGCGCUGGACGAGCACCUGAAGAGGAGCAGCAGAGAAAUUGCCCUGCCGAUAGAGGCCUGUGUUAUGAUGCUGCUGGAGACCGGCAUGAAGGAGGAGGGCCUAUUCAGGAUCGCUGCAGGAGCCUCCAAACUGAAGAAGCUCAAGGCUGCUCUGGACUGUUCCACUUCACAACUGGAGGAGUUCUACUCUGACCCCCAUGCUGUUGCUGGAGCCCUGAAGUCCUACCUGAGAGAACUACCUGAACCUCUGAUGACCUUCCAGCUUUAUGAUGAGUGGAUUCAGGCCUCUAAUGUUUCGGACCCAGACAAGCGUCUGCAGGCCCUGUGGGUCGUAUGUGAUCAGCUACCAAAGAACCACAAAGCCAACCUAAGGUAUCUGGUGAAGUUCCUGUCCCGGCUGGCUCAGGACAGUGAGGUUAACAAGAUGACCCCUAGCAACAUUGCCAUUGUCCUGGGACCCAACCUGCUGUGGGCCCCAACAGAGGGCACGCUAGCGGAGAUGGCUGCAGCUACCUCUGUCCACGUGGUCACCAUCAUAGAGCCCAUCAUUCAGCACGCAGACUGGUUCUUCCCAGAAGACGUGGAGUUCAAUGUGUCGGGGAUGUUCGCCAUGCCCACCCCCCCCUCCAACCACAUCAACCACUCGAUGGAGUACGACUCUUCCACCAUGGAGAGGAAGAGGCCUGGGAGCAUGGUGGGACCAGAGAAUGACAUCCCACGCAAAGACAGUAGCUCAGCUAACAAACUGUCGGACCAUAACACCAUCCCACGUAGAGGCAGCAGCACUUUAGGUAGAAAGCAGCACGCUUCACCCGCCUUCCAGCCCCCCUUACCCCCAGUAGAGGCCCCGGGGCCUGGGCAGGUCACAGGGUGUGUGGCUGAGUCCCAGGUCCCCCAGGGCCAGGUCCAGGCCGCGCCGGGUGGCAUGGCGUCUGAGGGCAGCCAGCCUAGCCUGGCGCUGGGUAUGGCUGCUCUGGCAGCAGCACAACAACUUCUAGCCACCACCGCUGAGGAACUUGGCAAUCCAAAGCGUGACCCCAACUCCACACCUGUUCUCCACCAGAGGAAUGGUUCUGGAGGGGGUCAACCGGUCCCAGCCUCAGGAGGACUGGCAGCCGGUUCUGGUUCCAUGGGGCCCAGCCCACAUCUGAUGCGUAGAGGUACGAAGAAGCCGGCCCCUGCCCCUCCCAAGCCCCCCAACCCCCCCUCAGGCCAGCCCAGUAACACCAACCACCUCCCCUCAGGCCAGGGCCUUAGCACCUCUCCCAGACCCCUCUCCUCCACAAGCCACACUCCCACCUCCCCCACCCUGCCCAGCCACCAGCCUUCUGCCACCCCCCGCCGUCACUCCAGCAACCAGCCCCCGAUCCAGGCCCCUAACCACCCACCCCCACAGCCCCCCACACCCUCACAGGUCAGCCCACAGCCCAACCUCAGAACACUCAGCCAGUCCACAGGUGAGCUAGGGGUGGACCACUCUCCCCCAGACACGCCCACACCCCCUGACACCCCUCCCCCCACCGCCGUCCCCCAGGACAGCCCGGGUCCGCCUCCCGCCUCACCCUUCCAGCCGGGGUCCCUCACUCGGCCACGCCCUGUCCCCAAACCCAGGAACAGGCCCAACAUCCCCCCACCCCCUCAGCCCGCCGCACAGGGAAACGACACCAAUGGGAUCUGCAACACGGGCUACAAAAUCAUGGACCCAGCGCUGUCUCUCAAAGGCUUGACCCGAGCUUUGGUCCCUGAAUUUGCUGUGGACCAACAGCCAGUGACUGCCCCCUCCAUGGCCCCCUUGGCCUGUGCGCCCCAGCCCAAAGACUCUGACCUGGACACGGAAAGUACCGUCCUAUAAGGAAGAGGACACGCCUUGGCUCUGUCCCCUCGCACCUCCUCUCCAGAUGUGGGCAGAAGUUGACCUUAACGUGUGGUCCAGGGUCAGAUAUUAGUUUCAACCCCUAAUGGUUAAUUGUAGGACUUGGGGGUAAUGUGAUCUGGUCCUAGAUCUGUGGUUAAUGGCAACUUCUACCUCAAGCUCCCCUCAGCCCUCGGAUCACCACACCUCUGCUGCUCUCAACUCCAUUUCCCUGUGUCCUCAACACGCUAACGUACCCACCACCACCAUUACUCGCACCAUCCCAGGCCUGUUACAUUUCCAAACACCCAUGCCAUCAACCCAACCACCCACAUUGGAACCAAAUAACUCCCCAUUGGCAUCUCACCACUGGGAAGUCCUAACUUUGUAGCACUGAUGAGGUCUUUCUAAAGCUUGGUGAAUUUUUUUGGGGGGACAAUGCACAGAAAUAAAGAGUUUGGAAUGGAAAAAAUUCAUUUCCAUGGGCUGUUGGACCUGAAUGUACUGGUAGUAGAGAGUGGGUUGUUAACAGAAGACUGACUGAUUUAUUUUAUAUUGGUGUGAAGUGUUUUGUUGCUAUUGUUGAAGAUGAUGAUAAAUGGCCUUAGUUCAAUCAACUACAAAUACUAUUUGUAAGUGUAAAACACAGGAAACAUGGGGAACAUGAGAAACGGACAGAAAGAACCACUGUUCCUGAAAGUGUAGAUGGCGUCUAAUACAGUUUGACCUUUUCAUCCCGUUUUUGUAUGAAACCCAUCCCUCGCUCUGUAUUUAUUUCCAAAAACACAUUCCCUGUGGCUUGACUGAAUAUUCAUGCUGAUUUCUGAAUCAUGCCUUACUGGUUCCAUAACUUAGUAGCAGGGGUAGGUCUAUAUACCUUAGUGGAUGCUGUAUCUUUUGGCUUGUAGGUGCCUUUCUAAUAUUCUGUGUUAACUCCUAUGUUGCUGGGGCAUUAAAGUGACAGACCCUGUAUAAGUGAAUGUAGGAAAGGAUGGUUUUAAGCGCUUUUACUUGUAGCUAGCUUGCCGUCUGAGCAGUAAAUCACUUUUGAUAUUGCACUUGAACCAAGUUCAAAUUAAAGGUGCGGUUUUGAAUACACAGAUAAAACCUAGUCCU